AUGGCCCCCGCUCGGGGCCGCCUGCCCGCGGCGCUCUGGGUCGUCACGGCCGCGGCGGCGGCUGCCACCUGCGUGUCCGCGGCGCGCGGCGAAGUGAAUUUGCUGGACACGUCGACCAUCCAUGGGGACUGGGGCUGGCUCACGUAUCCCGCUCACGGGUGGGACUCCAUCAACGAGGUGGACGAGUCCUUCCGGCCCAUCCACACGUACCAGGUGUGCAACGUCAUGAGCCCCAACCAGAACAACUGGCUGCGCACCAGCUGGGUGCCCCGCGACGGCGCCCGGCGCGUCUACGCCGAGAUCAAGUUCACCCUGCGGGACUGCAACAGCAUGCCCGGCGUGCUGGGCACCUGCAAGGAGACCUUCAACCUCUACUACCUGGAGUCAGACCGUGACCUGGGCGCCAGCACACAGGAGAGCCAGUUCCUCAAAAUCGAUACCAUCGCGGCCGACGAGAGCUUCACCGGGGCCGACCUGGGUGUGCGGCGCCUCAAGCUCAACACGGAGGUGCGAGGUGUGGGCCCCCUCAGCAAGCGCGGCUUCUACCUGGCCUUCCAGGACAUCGGUGCCUGCCUUGCCAUCCUGUCUCUCCGCAUCUACUACAAGAAGUGCCCCACCAUGGUGCGCAACCUGGCCGCCUUCUCGGAGGCGGUGACGGGGGCCGACUCAUCCUCGCUGGUGGAGGUGCGGGGCCAGUGCGUGCGGCACUCCGAGGAGCGGGACACACCCAAAAUGUACUGCAGCGCCGAGGGCGAGUGGCUGGUGCCCAUUGGCAAGUGCGUGUGCAGCGCGGGCUACGAGGAGCGGCGGGACGCCUGUGUGGCCUGUGAGCUGGGCUUCUACAAGUCGGCGCCCGGGGACCAGCUCUGCGCCCGCUGCCCUCCCCACAGCCACUCUGUAGCCCCUGCCGCCCAGGCCUGCCGCUGCGACCUCAGCUACUUCCGUGCAGCCCUGGACCCACCGUCUGCGGCCUGCACCCGCCCCCCCUCGGCACCAGUGAAUCUGAUCUCCAGCGUGAAUGGGACUUCUGUGACCCUGGAGUGGGCCCCUCCACUGGACCGGGGCGGCCGCAGUGACAUCACCUACAAUGCCGUGUGCCGC
This is a messenger RNA of Physeter macrocephalus (sperm whale), 1101 nucleotides long. Its product is annotated as ephrin type-A receptor 8-like. The annotation marks the transcript as partial. Gene Ontology annotation, cellular component: plasma membrane; dendrite. Gene Ontology annotation, biological process: axon guidance; protein phosphorylation; ephrin receptor signaling pathway. The transcript is spliced from 5 exons. The record is from RefSeq and is a predicted model, not a curated record. Gene Ontology annotation, molecular function: protein binding; transmembrane-ephrin receptor activity; ATP binding. Lineage: Eukaryota; Metazoa; Chordata; Mammalia; Artiodactyla; Physeteridae.